GCUGAAGUCCACUGGCAACUCUUCGCCGGUCCCGCGACACUUCAUCAUCUUUUAGCGAUAUCUGUCUGUCUGAAAAAAAGAGUGAGCUGGAACAUAGGGCGAUCCGCGAGAGAGCUACCACGAGACUAUCCACGCUACCAUGGCUAUUGAUGAAGCCAGCACAGUGACCACCAAGCUUCUCACACUGCUUAAUGUCUCUGCCACUAAAGUCGGGAAACGAAAGCACCCAUUCGAGGAUGUGGUGGGGAAACCGAGCGAAAGACUGAACAAGCGUCGUGCGAUCUCGUUCUCGGACGCCUCUGGCGGCCCAGGAGAGGCAGAAAAGACCUCGGCGUCCACUACACAAAGCCCAGAGCCAGCUUCGAAGGAGGGCGAGCACGAAAAGGGCGAGGAAGUGCCGGAGGAGGCUGAAGGGGAUUCGUUACACAACGUCGAUGACCUAUACGAAUCACACUUCGGUGCCAAGUCUACACUUACAACAGAAACCGUCCGGAAUGCGGUAGACCAUAAGUCCUGGGCUACGCAUAGAGACAAGCACGGCAGAUUAGGCCCUGUUAUUACGUCGUUCCCCGACGUCGACGGCGCCGCGAAGCCAACAACAAGUGACGGAACUGCUAUCUUGGACAAGGUGAAGCAGCCACUCUUGGACCGGCAAGCCAAGCUUCCGCGAGAGGUCGUCGAGUUGCAAAAUGAUCUGCUCUCCAUGCUAUCGACCCAGCGAGAUCUCUACAUUACUCGGACUUCUCUCGACAUGCACCAAAGCAUGCGCGAAGCCAUCACGCUGCACGCUCUAAACCACAUCACAAAAAAGCGCCGCCGGGUGCUCAAGAACAACGAACGCCUCGCGCACGCAUCAAAGGCGGGCACACCCGCACCCGAAGACGUCCAAGACCAAGGCUUCACCCGGCCCUCCGUGCUCAUCCUCCUCCCCUUCCGGUCCUUCGCGCAGCGCUGGAUCACUGCGCUCACCGCACACACGCCCUCGCCUACAUAUCAGGUGGAGAACCGCUCGCGUUUCAGCACGGAGUACGGUCUGCCACAGGGCGCCGUGGACAAGCUUGCGAACGCAGAGCCAGGGACGUAUCCCAGAGAUCAUGUUGAAAUGUUCAAGGGGAACAUCGACGAUGCGUUCAGGAUGGGGGUGAAGAUGACGAGGAAGAGCGUGAAGCUGUUUGCGGAUUUCUAUGGGUGCGAUUUGAUCAUCGCGAGUCCGCUAGGUUUGAGGAUGUCGAUAGAGAAGGAAAAGAGCGCUGACUUCCUGUCCUCAAUCGAAAUGGUCAUCGUCGACCAGUUGGACGCGCUCACUAUGCAGAACUGGGACCAUGUUCAGUUCGUCUUCUCGCGCCUCAACCAAAUGCCGAAAGAGUCACACGACGUCGACUUUUCUCGCAUCAAGCCUUGGUAUCUCGAUGGGCACGCUGCGUACCUCCGCCAGACCAUAUUGUUGACUGCGUAUGAAACGCCCGAGACGCGGGCCCUGUUCAAUGGCUCCUUGAAUAACGUCGCGGGCAAGGUCCGGACAGAGAGACUCUGGAAACCCGUGGAAGUGCCAGAAGGCAUCGAGCAAAAUUUCGUGCAAUUCGAUUGUACCAACCCCAAAGACGAGCUAGAUAAGCGCUUCCAGUAUUUCACGGCGCAGCUCCUGCCGGCCAUUCUCAAAUCAGCGGUGCAAAGCUCGAACACCGUCAUCUUUAUCCCGUCCUCGUUCGACUUCAUCCGGGUACAGAACCACUUCCGGAAGAACCUGGGCGUCACUUUCACCGUCCUCUCCGAAUACUCGACGAACCAAGACAUCUCUCGCGCGCGUCAAGCCUUCUUCAACGGCAAGAAAGCCUUCCUGCUCGUCAGCGAGCGUUUCCACUUCUUCCGGCGGUACAAGCUCCGCGGCAUCCGCAAUCUCGUCUUCUACGGCCCGCCCGAACACGCGCAGUUCUACACCGAGUUUCUGAGCUACCCAUUCCUCGACGAUGGCGUCGAGGCCGCGGACGUGAUGUGCAAGGUACUCUACUCGAAGUAUGACUGGUUGAGGCUAGAGAGGAUCGCGGGGACGGAGGGCGCAGCGAGGUUGAUCAAGCGCGGGGAGAGCUGAGUGCUGUUGCUCAUGUAGAUAUCAUGUGAGUCAUGCUUGGUGUAGUACAUUAGCUGGAUCCGUGAGCG
Messenger RNA from Rhodofomes roseus, 2157 nucleotides. RefSeq names its product digestive organ expansion factor. The record is from RefSeq and is a predicted model, not a curated record. Gene Ontology annotation, molecular function: U3 snoRNA binding; rRNA binding. Gene Ontology annotation, biological process: maturation of SSU-rRNA from tricistronic rRNA transcript (SSU-rRNA, 5.8S rRNA, LSU-rRNA). The transcript is spliced from 11 exons. Lineage: Eukaryota; Fungi; Basidiomycota; Agaricomycetes; Polyporales; Fomitopsidaceae. Gene Ontology annotation, cellular component: nucleolus; small-subunit processome. The coding region runs from base 140 to 2089 and encodes 649 amino acids.